This is a messenger RNA of Diaporthe amygdali, 825 nucleotides long. RefSeq lists its product as uncharacterized. Lineage: Eukaryota; Fungi; Ascomycota; Sordariomycetes; Diaporthales; Diaporthaceae. The record is from RefSeq and is a predicted model, not a curated record. The transcript is spliced from 2 exons. Gene Ontology annotation, cellular component: transcription factor TFIIH holo complex. Bases 1 to 825 code for a protein of 274 amino acids.
AUGGCUGACACGUCUAAAUCCCCUGGCCCGGGAGGCUUUCUCCCGCAGCACCCUCUCCCAUCGCCCGCGCCCAGCGGAUCCUCGACGCGCCCUGCUUCCGGCCUGCCACACCCAAGAUCCCAUCCCUUGCGCGCAGGGUCGGGAAAGGAGCAGAAGAUCCGCGCGUAUGUCGACAACCAGUUGAUGUAUAUACAGCGGCGCUUUGUCAAGAAGAACGUGGUUGCUAAGCCAGACGAUGACAUCGUGGGAUACAAGACCAUAGGGGAGCUUUGCAAGGACCUCGGGGCGCUGUUGGACAUAAUAUGGCUGUCUGGAACGCCCGGCCUCCAAAUACCCUACCUCCUUAACAUUGCGAACGAGUUCACCGAAUGGGUCACAAAGUUUCCUCCCCAGCCCGAACCUCUAUUCACGAUCCUAAGCAAACUCGACUACUGCUUCGCUAGCCUCUUGGCUGGCCAAGAUGCCGAUACCAAGGAGACGCUCCCAGGCUUUGAGAACGGCAUCCGCGGGGUGAUUAACCAAACGGACAUGGUCCGCUGUAAGAGCAUAGUGGAGCAGACGCGCGUGGUAAUCGUAGAUGUCAUGAGCGAACAGCCCGAUGAGAAUGGCGGGAAUGAUGAUAGCGAGACCGAGGAUGAGACCGAGAAAGAGAUCACAGAAGCUGAGACGGAUACGGAGGAUCCCACGAGCGCCGUGGAGAGCAGUGGAUUCGUGGACCCUAAUUGGGAAGAUCCUGACGAUGAGCUGUACAUGGACGUGGCGAGAGUCUACGAGAAGACGCUUGUUCAGCUGGGCGAGGUAAUGGAUCAAACUGCCUUGUCAUGA